This is a messenger RNA of Polypterus senegalus (gray bichir), 2613 nucleotides long. RefSeq names its product extracellular calcium-sensing receptor-like. NCBI's taxonomy places the organism in Eukaryota, Metazoa, Chordata, Cladistia, Polypteriformes, Polypteridae. Gene Ontology annotation, biological process: G protein-coupled receptor signaling pathway. Bases 1 to 2613 code for a protein of 870 amino acids. Gene Ontology annotation, molecular function: G protein-coupled receptor activity. Gene Ontology annotation, cellular component: membrane. The transcript has 7 exons. The record is from RefSeq and is a predicted model, not a curated record.
AUGUGGUUACUUUUUUUGUAUUGCCUGUUCAUGUCUGCAUUUUUCCUUUGCUUAAUAAUUUUAAUUAUGGCCAAUUUGGAGCAUAAAUGCAAACUUCAGGAUAAUUUUAACUUAAAUGGAAUAUACAAAAAAGGGCAGAUUAUAUUAGGAGGACUAUUUGAAAUUAAUUAUAAAACUAUUAUUCCUGAGUUGUCCUUUAAAUCUAAACCAGAACCGUGGAAAUGUGAAAGCCUAGAUUUCAUAGGGGUUCAGUCGGCACAGACAAUGGUGUUUGCUAUUGAAGAAAUAAACAAGGAUGAGACACUCCUGCCAAAUGUGACCCUGGGAUACAGAAUCUUUGACAAUUGUCUUAGAUUACCAGUGGCACUCCGAACGGCCGUCACUUUAGUUGGUGGUCUAGAUGAAGUGAGCACUGAAUACAACUGCAGUGGCAUCCCUCCUGUUCUCGCUAUAGUUGGUGAUCCAGGAUCCACACAUUCUAUUGCUCUAUCAAGAAUUGUUGGCCUUUUCCACAUGCCAUUGGUAAGUUAUUAUGCCACAUGUGCCUGCUUAAGCAAUAAACAAGAGUACCCUUCAUUCUUUAGAACAAUCCCAAGUGACACUUUUCAAGUCAAAGCUAUGGCACAAAUAAUUAAAUAUUUUAACUGGUCCUGGGUUGGUAUUAUAGGAAGUGAUGAUGAUUAUGGACAUUAUGCUGUGAGAACAUUUUAUGAGGAAAUAGCAAAAUUUGGCUGCAUAUCAUUCUCUGUGACCAUCCCAAAAGUUAAUGAAAUAAGCAAAGUGCAGCACAUAAUUAAUACUAUAAAACAGUCAACAGCAAAAGUAAUUAUAAUAUUUUCACCUGGGGUGGAUGUAAAUGUUUUAGUAAAAGAAGCAGUGCGACAGAAUAUUACUGGCCGGCAAUGGAUUGCAAGUGAGGGAUGGAGUACAUCAACAGUUUUAUUAAGCAAAGAAAAUUUCAGAUCAUUUGGUGGAACAAUAGGCAUUGCAAUUCACAGAGGAAACAUUCCAGGGCUCAAAGAAUUUCUCCUUCAAGUUCACCCUGAUACAAAUUCAGGAAAAAAUUUAAUCCAUCAAUUUUGGGAAAAAAUAUUUGAAUGCAAAUUUUCAGAAAAUGUUACAAACUCCUCCACAGUGCCUAGCUGGAAAGAAUGCACAGGAGAAGAGAAUAUCAGUAACACCCAAACAGCAUAUAGUGAUGUUUCAGACUUAAGAGCCUCCUACAAUGUUUAUAAAGCUGUAUAUGCAAUUGCACAUGCACUUCAUAAUUUGAAUUCCUGUGAAAAAGGAAACGGUCCAUUUGAGAACAACUCCUGUGCGGACAUUGCAAAUGUACAACCAUGGCAGCUUCAUCACUAUCUGAAACAAGUCAGUUUUAGUAUGCAUUCAGGUGAAAGAGUUGCUUUUGAUGAGAAUGGAGAUGCCCUCGCAAUCUACGACAUUGUAAACUGGCAACUGAACAGUGAUGGAAAUACUGAAAUUAAAACCAUUGGAGUUUUUGACAAAGCCUCUGGCUCAGGACAGGAGCUUUUUCUUAAAGAAGAUGAGAUGUUUUGGAAUUUUGCUACUGCAAAACCUCCAGAGUCUGUCUGCAGUAAGAGCUGUCAGCCUGGCACAAGAAAAGCCACAAGAAAGGGUGAGCCAGUUUGUUGUUUUGAUUGCAUCCCAUGUGCAGAAGGUGAAAUCAGUGGGCAGAUAGAUGCUGAUGAAUGUGAAAAAUGUCAGCCUGAUUCUUGGUCAAAUUUUGGAAGAACCCAAUGUGUUCCAAAAGAAGUUGAGUUUCUCUCCUAUGAAGAUGCCAUGGGAACUGCAUUGACAGCAGUUUCAUUAUCCGGGGCUGCCUUGUCAUUAGCUGUACUAUCAGUGUUUAUCUACUAUCGGGAAACUCCAGUUGUGAAGGCAAACAACUCUGAAUUGAGUUUUCUUUUACUUAUUUCUCUAAUUCUCUGUUUUCUAUGCUCCCUUUGUUUCAUUGGAAAACCCACCUAUCUGACUUGCAUCCUAAGGCAUGUUGUAUUUGGCAUCAGUUUUGUUCUGUGCAUCUCUUGUAUCUUGGUGAAAACUAUUGUUGUCAUUAUGGCCUUUAAAGCGACCUUACCUGGGAAAAACAUUAUGAAGUGGUUUAGAUCUCUACAGCAAAGAGGAACUGUGUUUUUACUUACCCUAAUUCAGGCUCUAAUAUGUAUUGUCUGGUUAGUCAUAGCCCCACCAACACCAUCCAGAAAUACCAAAUAUCAGAAUGCAAAAAUCUUCUUAGAAUGUGAUAUUGGCUCCAUUACUGGGUUUAGCUGUCUAAUGGGUUACAUUGGCUUCCUAGCAAGUAUCUGCUUUGUACUGGCUUUCCUUGCUAGAAAAUUGCCAGAUAAUUUCAAUGAAGCUAAAUUCAUCACUUUCAGCAUGAUUAUCUUCUGUGCUGUUUGGCUAACAUUCAUCCCAGCUUAUAUUAGCACUCCGGGAAAGUACACCGUAGCUGUGGAAAUAUUUACAAUUCUGGCCUCCAGUUUUGGCAUUAUCACAAUGAUUUUUUUCCCAAAAUGUUAUAUUAUUCUGAUCAGACCAGAGAGAAAUACAAAAAAGUUUCUCAUGGCAAGAGCAGAUCCCACUCCAUGUUAA